AUGAACAUAUCACCAACUCCAAGACGGUAUAAUUCAAGAAACGGCGGUAUCGAUUUUAAUGAUGAGAAUUACCUUGCGUUUUCUGAUCCAGUCAACAGGGAUGCAAAUGGCAAUGGAAUAGGUAGAGAAAGAAUUGUGCCUGAAGAAUACAAGUUAAACUCACGAAUGAUUAAUAGACUUAUUAGGCAAAACAAAGAAUUAAUGAAUAAGUUAGAUGGCAAACAAGAGGAAAUUGAUCGUUUGAACGUUUUAGUUGGUUCACUUAGGGGCAAAUUGAUCAAGUAUACGGAAUUAAACAAAAAAUUGGAAGAUAGACAAAAUGUUAGCAGAUCUUCCAGUGGCGGUAGCAAUGGCAUGGAAACCGAUUCAAACUAUAUUCAGUUACCCAAAAGACGUAAUAACAAGGACCUUGAUAAAGAUACAGACCCCAGACUGAGCAAAGACGAUCGAAUUAGCGUCCUAAGUGAAAAAUUAGACAUGUUGACAAAAAUAAUGAUGGAGAGUAGAAAUAGUUCGCUGGCGUCACCACCACCACAACAACAACAAACUGCUAACAUUCCCACACCUGCGUCUGCUCCAACGGCAGCAACAAGUUCAACGUCACCCCUACCUCCAAAUACAUCGACAUCAGUUUGGCAAAGACCCUCCGAAGAAGAUAUAAUGUGCCGUGAAAGUAUGGAAUUAAAACAACUGGAAGAUCAAAUUGAAUCGUUAAAGAGAAAACUACUCAUUAAACGUGAGAAUGAAUUGCGUAAAAUUUCGCUAAGUCAAGAAUUACUAGAACUUAUGGGUAAAUUAAGCAUGGAACAAGCUCAAGUGCAACAAGGAGCUGCUGGAUCCACAGCUACAACUGUCCCACCUCGUACAUCAACCGCGGUACCUUCCGCGGAACAACAUGUAUCUUCGUCUUCGCCUGAAUUUUGCAUGGAAUGUCAUCAUACAAAGACACAUCCUCUACAUCAACAUCAUGACCAUAAUCACAUUCUACGCAACGAUCUGAAUUCAAGAAGGCCUACAGUACCAGCGAUAAAUCCGCUAGAGACUCCUACACCAUUCGCCAAGAGAGCAAGUCUCGCUGCAUCAACAGGCGACUUAACCGAUACAAUCAACAGAGUGUGGUAG
Molecule: messenger RNA, 1122 nt
Organism: Zygosaccharomyces rouxii
Lineage: Eukaryota; Fungi; Ascomycota; Saccharomycetes; Saccharomycetales; Saccharomycetaceae
Gene: SPC42
Product: Spc42p
Exons: 1
Coding region: 1-1122 (373 amino acids)
Source: RefSeq, a predicted model, not a curated record